ACCACAGGAAGACUGGAGCUUUGCUUUAUUCAUGUCUGGGUAAACGACUUUGCAGGCUAGCAUUCGCUCCAGGAGGCCACGCCAGGCUGCUAUAAAACUCUUUAAAGUUUUUUUCCAGCAUUUUUCCUAAUAGAGGAGUACAGUAAGCAGAGGGAGAUCUGCAUCACUAUGAAGUCGAGUAAGGAUAUCAAUCUGGACACUUAUAAUUUAUCUCUGAUAACAGCAAAAGAGGACGUGCUGAACCCUAGAACCUCCACAAACUGGGCUCUGUUUGCAUAUGAUGGCGUAACAAAUCGACUCAAGCUGGCUGACUCUGGUGCGGGUGGCGUCUCUGAAAUUGUUGACAAGCUCCACCCUAGACGGCCCCUCUACGGGCUCUGCAGGGUGGACCAGCCGAAGACGACCAGGACACACAUUGCCAUGAUCAUCUGGGUGGGAAAGGACGUGGAUGAUUACCGCAGAGCUCAGUGUGUUGCUCAUGUUCCUGCUAUUAAAUCAUUCUUUAAGGAGGCACAUUUCUUUCUCCCUGCCUCUUCUCUGGAAGACGUUACAGAGGAGAGGAUUUUCUCAGUGGCCUCUACAGUUACAGCGAUGACAGAGAGAGAUAAAGCCAGACGGGUCAUACGGAAGGAGGACAGAGAGGAGAAAGUGGGAACUAAUUAUAAACGGACGAUAGCAGCAGCAGAAAUCCACAAAACCAUCAGAGAGAACUUCUGGGCUCAAGCAGAGAGAGAGGAAGAGGCACGCAAAGAGGAAGAGCGAAGGAGAGUGGCGGAGGACAGGAGGCGGAGGGAGAGGGAGAGAGUGCAGCAGGAAAGGAGGGAGGCGGAGGAGAGGGAGAGGAGGAUGAAUGAGAAACUGAAGAAGAUUCAGGAGCAGAGGCGACUCCAGGCCGAAGCUGAUGCAGAAAAACUCAAACAGGAACAACUCAAAUGGGCUGAGCAGCAGAAGGAGUUUGAGGAUGAGAUGAAAUCUCGGUUCUCACACUCUGAAUCAGUGGAAAAAGCAGUUGAGGCAGCAGUUCUCGUGUCUCAGCGGAAACAGAAUCCGAGAGAGUUUUUCAGACAACUCUCACUGUCCUCCAAUGACCCCCAACCAAACCCACCCAGCCCAUCACCCACAGUCAGGAGUUCUAACCGGAGGAUUCAUCGCAGUCUGACUGAUGUCAUCCUCUUCACUAAAUCAUCUUCCUCCUCUCCUUCAUCCCCCGGCAGCCCUAAACCACUCUCUCCAUUUUUCCCUUCAUCUCCAACAUCGCACAGCCCCACACCUCUCUCACAACCCCAACACACACACUCAUCCCUCACCACAAUUCCUCCCUACAUUCCUGCAUAUAGCCCAACCAAAAGUCCAGCAGUGGAUUCUCCAUCACCCACUAGUAGACACACAGGUGUGUUUACGUCAGACCCUUGUGAUCCAAUGGAAGUCUUUCCACCACCCCCUAGAGAUCUAAAAAUGGUAUCUCCAUUACCCCCUAUUGGUCCAAGAGAGGUCUUUCCAACACCUCCUAGUGGUCCAAGAGAGGUCUUUCCACCACCUCCUAGUGGUCUAAGAGAUGUCUUUCCAGCACCUUCUAGUGGUCCAAAAGAUGUCUUUUUAGCCACUUCUAGUGGUCCAAGAGAUGUCUUUUUAGCAACUUCUAGUGGUCCAAGAGAUGUCUUUCCAGCACCUCCUAGUGGUCCAAGAGAGGUCUUUCCACCACCUUGUAGUGGUCCAAUAAAAGUACUUCUAUUACCCCCUAGUGGUCCAAGAGAGGUCUUUCCACCACCUCCUAGUGGUCCAAGAGAUGUCUUUCCACCACCUCCUAGUGGUCCAAGAGAUGUCUUUCCACUACCCCCUCCUAGUGGUCCAAAAGAUGUCUUUCCACCACCUACCAGUGGUCCAAAAGAUGUCUUUCCACCACCUCCUAGCGGUCCAAGAGAGGUCUUUCCACUACCCCCUAGUGGUCCAAAAGAGGUUUUUCCACCACCUUCUAGUAGUCCAAGAGAAGCAAUUUCAUCACCCCCUAGAGGUCAGAAAGUGAUAUCACCAUUACCCCCUAGUGGUCAAACAGCCAUGUAUACAUCCCCCAGUAAUCCAAUAGAAUUCUUUCGACCACACCCAGGUGAUCUAACAGUGGGCUCUCUGUCUCCCCCUCAAGGUCAGAAAGUGGUAUCUUUAUUACACGAUAGUGGUCCAAUGGAAGUAUUUAAAUCACCCAUUAGUAAUCAAACAGUUUCCACUCUUGCUGCACCUUCUACAGCUUCAUCCACCUCUCUCCAGCCAUGUUCUCCAGAAAACCCAAACAUCUCUUUAACGGAAUUAGUGGAAGGCUUGACCUUUUACCCUCCUCCAUCUGCUGCAGACAUCACCACUCAAAGUCUGGUCCAACCAGAAACUGAAAAUUUGGCACCCCCUCAGGUCCAACCAACAGGUCCUGCUGCCCAGAAUUCUGUUUGUGAUCUGGUCCUUACCAACACCCAGGGCUCAAGUCCAGAUCAAGUCCAGCCUGAUAUGCCAAGUGCUACUGUUUCAUUUCCCAUGAUCUCCUCUGCUCAGCCUGUACCCAGACCUCCAUCGCGGCCUUUACCCGCACUGCCAGUGAGAGAGUUCUGCAGUCUGGAUUCAAUGAUUCCCACAGAUGAAGAGGCAGAGAGAAAUGAUGGAGAAGUGACUGGGGAGAAGGAACCUUGGGUAACUGCUCAGGCUUCUAUGAUAUCCAUUCCAGAGGAAGAGGAUGAUUAUGUAGAUAAGAGAGGACUGGAGGAAGAGAAACAACUGAAAGUUGGGAAGGAUAGAGAUGUGAGAAAAAAAGAGGUAGUGAUGGAACAGGAGGAGGAAAAACAGGAAAAGAUGCAUAAAGAAAAGGAUGAAGAGAUGUUUUCCUUAGCUGAGCAGAAAAAUGUAGGUUUUAAAGCUGAAAAUGUUGAGAGUCAAAUGGUAGAAGAGAGGGAUGAAGGAAUUACAGUGGUGGAGGAAGAAAACCUGGGGAAGAGAGAACACAACCCUGAGGACGGGAUUGCCACACAAGUGUCUAUGAUAUCCAUUCCAAAAGAGGAAUCAGUGGAUGGUAAGCCAAAGGAAGAGAAUGAAGCCUCAGUGAAGGAUAAAGUAGAAAUUGAGAAGAAGGAUAGCGAUAUCUUUAAUGAGAAAAAAGACAGAGAUAAAGAAGUACCACAAGAGGGAAGAGAACUGACAGAAAACAAUGAUGAUGGGAAAGUAGAAAAAGGGCAAGAGGGAAUGAUGGGACAGGAGGAAGAAAAACUGGAAGAGGUGCAUAGAGAGAAAGAUGGGGAGAUACUUUCACCAUGCAAGGAGAAAAACAAAGACAUGGUAAAUGCCGAGAACCUUGAGAGUAAAUUGGUAGGAGAAAGGGAUGAAGGAAUAAAAGAGGAAGAACAAAAUCUGGAGAUCACAAAAACUAACCCUGAGCAAUGGUUCGCCACACAACCUUCUAUGAUAUCGUCUCCAAAGGAGGAGUCAGUUGGUGGACAGGCAAAGAAUGAAAACAAGGACUUAAAGGAGAAUAAAGCUGGAAAAGAGAAUAAAGACAGUGAAAUACAGAAUGAGAGAAAAGGGAGAGAUGAAGACACACCAGAGGAUGCCAAAGAACCAACAGAAAAGAAGGAUGAUGGGAAAGUAGGCGAAGUACAAAUGGAAGUGAUGGAAACGAAGGAAGUAAAACAGGUAAUGGUGCAAAGUGAGAAGGACAAGGAGAUGGUUCCCUCUUCUGAGGCAGAAAAUGAAGACACGGAAGCCAACAAUGUUGAGAGUAAAGCGGAAGAAGAGAGGAAUGAAGGAAUGAAAGAGGAAGAGGAAAAAUUGGAGAUGACAAAAAACAACCCUGAGCACUGGAUUGCCUCACAAUCUUCUAUAAUAUCCAUUCCAAAGGAGAAGUCAGUCGAUGGAGAGGCAAAGUUUGAGAAUGAAGACCUGAAAAAAGAUGAAGUGGUAAGGAAGAAGAAGGACAGUGACAUACGGAAUGAAAGAAAAGAAAGAGAUGAGGAAGCACCACAGGAGGGAAGAGAACUAACAGAAAAAACAGAUGAUGCGAAAGUAAGCAAAGAACAAAAGGGAAUGAUGGAACAGGAGGAGAAAACCCAAGAAAAGGUGCAUGGAGAGAAGGAUGAGCAGAUUCUACGGCCAUUGGAGGAGACAAGCAAAAGCAUGGAAUGUGAGAACCUUGAGAGUAAAAUGGUAGGAGAGAGGGAUGAAGGAAUAAAAGAGGAGGAAGAGAAACUGGAGAAGAUAGAAAAUGACCCUAAGUACGGGACUGCUGCACAAGCAUGUAUGAUAUCCAUUCCAAAGGAGGAAUCAAUUGAUGGACAGGCAAAGGAUGAAAACAAGGUUCCAAAGGACAAUGAAGUGGGACCUGAAAAGAAGGACAGCAAAUUACUAAAGAUAGAAAAGAAAGAUGAUAGGAAAGUAGGUGAAGAACAAGCGGAAGUGAUGGAACCGGAGAAGAAAACCCAAGAAAAGGUGCAUGGAGAGAAGGAUGAGCAGAUUCUUCUGCCUUGGGAGGAGACAAGCAAAAGCAUGGAAGGUGAGAACCUUGACAGUAAAAUUGUAGAAGAGAGGAAUGAAGGAAUGAAAGGGGAGGAAGAGAAACUGGAGAAGAAAGAAAACGACCCUGAAAACUGGAUUGCCGCACAAGUUUCUUUGAUAUCUAUUCCAAUGCAGGAGUCAGUUGAUGGAGAGUCAACAGAUGAAAAUAAGGAACGAAAAGAGAAUGAAGCAGGACUUAAGAAGGAGGACAGCAACAUACUAAAGAUAGAAAAGAAGGAUGAUGGGAAAGUAGGCGAAGAACAAGCGGAAGUGAUGGAACAGGAGGAGAAAACCCAAGAAAAGGUGCAUAGAGAGAAGGAUGAGCAGAUUCUUCUGCCUUUGGAGGAGACAAGAAAAAGCAUGGAAGGUGAAAACCUUGACAGUAAAAUUGUAGAAGAGAGGAAUGAAGGAAUGAAAGAGGAGGAAGAGAAACUGGAAAAGACAGAAAACGACCCUGAAAACUGGAUUGCCGCACAAGUUUCUUUGAUAUCCAUACCAAAGGAGGAGUCAGGUGAUGGACAGGCAAAGGAUGAGAACAAGGACCCAAAGGAGAAUGAAGCAGGUAGGAAGAGACAUGAAGAAGCAGUGAAAGGACUAGAAGAAGGAAAGGAACAAGAAGAGAAGACAGAAAGCUUGUGGGAUCAAGAAAAACUGGUGGAUGAGAGAGUGGCAGAUGCAGAAAAAGUGAAUGAGGAAGAAGAAGAUGGAACCAUGGGUGAGGGUUUAAUAGACAGAGUGACAGAGGUUGGGAAAGAUGCGGAAACAGAUGUGGAGGUUACAGCAAAAGAUGAGAUUGAAAAUGAGAUAAAGAAUGAAGAGAAAGAGGCAGAAAAUGUGAAGGGAGAAGAUGAUAUAAAUGGACAAACAUCAGAUAUGGACUGGAGAGAGAAAAACAUUGAAAGAGUGGAUGCAGAACUUGAAAAAGUGGUGUAUGAGGUCAAGAACACUGAGCCUACUGAAGAGGAAAGGAGCGAAAGAGACACAAAUGAAGAUGGACAGAUGGUCGAAGCCAAAGAGUCACUUGAUGAAGGCGAGGAAGCAGAAAGGAUUGAGAACAAAGUAGAAAGCAAAAGAAAGUCAGAACCAUUUGACAAUUGGGAAAAUAACAAGAAUGCAAGAGAAUUUGAAGAAUUUGAGAAAAGUUCUGAACCAGAGAUGAAUCAAGAAGCUACAGCAAGUGGACAACAGCACAGGGACGAAGUAAAGACUGUUGAGAUUCUUAAGGACGAUACAGUGAAUAAAAGAGAACCUGGGGAACAGAAUGACAAAGUUGCACAAACUGAUGUUUCAGAAAAACUUGAAGAGAUAGCAGAGCAUACAAGCCCAUGUGGUCACUUACAGACUGCUCAAGAAUCUGCUGAAAAUCCUAUGCAGAGUGAGAACUUACCAAUUGGAAAGUGUUUGACCAUUGAGGUUGAGUCAAACUUAUCUGUUUCAGACGACCAACCAGAUUCCCUGCCUUCAGUUUUAGCUGAAAACUUGGUCGCAACCAUUCUCGAGUCCCUGGCUACAUCCAUUGAAUCAUCAGUUACUGAAGCAACAGUCUUUGAGCAAACGUUUCCAGCAUCUCCUUCUGAAAACAGCAGAGAAAUCGAGGACUCCUCAGUGGACGAGGCCUGUGAAGAAGCUAAAGAGAUGGAAGAAGUUGAAAGUAAAGACGAAUCAGCGGAGGAAGAGAGUGAAACAGAGGAGUUGGAUUGUGAACCAGCAGAAUGGCACACAGCUGAGCUCAAAACCCGUCACAUUUCCACAGACAGUUUCGAAAAGCUGGGGUCUGAAGAUGUUGGUGAUGAACUUGAGGACACAGAUUGCACAACAAGCACCGAUACAAAUCAGCUGACCUCAAGUUCAGGUUUAGACUCAGUCCAGGAGCUGAGUUAUGUGGAUGAUGGACAGGAAGCCAGUUACGAGGAAGCCCAGGAACCUGAUUAUGACUCUGACAGUGUGGAGGAAGCUACAGAACACGCAUUUCUUCCAGCCAUUGAUGUGAACCUUAAAGUGAUGGACACAGAAACGGUCUCAGAUACAGAAAACAAGAUUAAGGACAAAUGAGGAUACGGUGCUGGUUUAUAUCGACCAAUGAAAAGAAGGACAAUGGAAAGGCUACAUACAUAAAUGCAUUAUGGAAUAAACUGAUUUAGAAGACAAACACUAAGGCUACGUUCACAUUAUCAGGCAUUAAAUAAAAUGAUUUUAAAUCCAAUUUUUUGCAUUAACCCUCUAGAGCCUGAGGCCUUGUAGAGUCUUCUGAGGUAGUGUGACAUAACUUCCUGAAUUUGAUAUUUGAGUCACUGUUGAUAUAUCCGGAUUGAUUUUUGAUUGUCUGACUGGUCAAAAAUCUGAUUUUUGCUAAUCAGAUCUAAACCACAUUUGAAAAUGGUUUGAACUGUAAUUACAAGAUGUUCUUGUUGGUCCUGAAACAGUCUUUUUUUCCAAUUAAGAAGUGGAAAGUUGGCUGUUGCUAGGAAAUGUGACCAAGGCACAGAGAAGGGGGCAGGCCUUGAGAUUAAAAAUAAAAUCGCAGAGCUCAGUUGCUGCUAAUCAGAAAAGAUAACAGACAGAAACUCGUCACAUACAUUUAUGAACGCAAAACGCAAAGAUCCAAAUUCUAACCACUAAAUCCGACCAUCUGAGCUGAAAAUCUGAAUUGACUAAUUAGGCUUGUAAUGUGAACGUAGCCAUAUUUCCCCAAAGGAAAUAAUCCAAGUAUUCUCAAGCUUUCCAAGGAGAAUAUGUUUUUUGUACCACUUUUUACAUACAUUUUAUUUUCAUGCCAAAAUAAAUAAAGUUAAUGUUCACUGGA
Molecule: messenger RNA, 7327 nt
Organism: Astyanax mexicanus (Mexican tetra)
Lineage: Eukaryota; Metazoa; Chordata; Actinopteri; Characiformes; Acestrorhamphidae
Product: titin homolog
Exons: 13
Coding region: 169-6576 (2135 amino acids)
Biological process (GO): regulation of actin filament polymerization; postsynaptic actin cytoskeleton organization; positive regulation of dendritic spine morphogenesis
Cellular component (GO): dendrite; plasma membrane; site of polarized growth
Molecular function (GO): actin filament binding
Source: RefSeq, a predicted model, not a curated record